GAAGGGGACACUAGCAGCUGGCGGGACAAGACGAUGCUCUGCGCUGCUGCUGUGGUGUAGGCGCGCACGGACGGGGGGGACUGUGGACCUGACACGGUAUUAAUAGGACAGCUUUGAGUGUCUCGUUCGCUUUGGUGGAAACGCGUCGGAGCAGGCAGAGAGGACUGGGACUGGGCUGGCGUGUUGGGUUUUUUUUUUCCAGGGGGGGCUCCCGAUACACGGAUUAAAACAUAAAUACACAGACCACACGUGAAUAACAGCAACACAACGAGGAUUGACGAGCUGGUGGAGGCAUCAUGGAAGUCCUGGCAGCGUUGAAUUUGGGCGAGAUCUCUCACACUUUCUCCAAAAUGGGGAUGUUUCCAGUGUUUGAUCUCGCGUAUUACAUCGUGUCCAUCCUGUAUCUCAAGUACGAGCCAGGCUCAGUGGAGGUGUCUCGUAGGAGUCCCGUGGCGUCCUGGCUCUGUGCGAUGCUGUACUGUUUCGGGAGCUACAUUCUGGCCGAUGUGAUGCUCGGCCACAGCCCCGUCGACUAUUUCCAACACAACAGCCACAUCCUGCUGGCCUCUCUCGUCUGGUACCUGAUCUUCUACUGCCCUCUGAACCUGUUCUAUAAGUGCGUUGCGUUCCUGCCCGUGAAACUGGUGCUGGUGGCUCUGAAGGAGGUGGUCCGCACCAGAAAGAUCGCCGCUGGAGUUCACCACGCCCACCACGCCUACCACCACGGCUUCUUCAUCAUGGUUAUCGUCGGAUACGUCAAAGGCUCCGGAGUGGCUCUCAUGUCAAACUUUGAGCAGCUGCUGCGAGGAGUGUGGAGACCCGAGACCAACGAGAUCCUCAACAUGUCAUUCCCGACCAAGGCCAGCCUGUACGGAGCGAUCCUGUUCACCCUGCAGGAGGCGCACUUGCUCCCUGUGGCCAAGAGCACUCUCAUCCUGGGCUUCACCCUCUUCAUGGCCACCUCCAAGGUUGUGAUGACGGCCCGCCACUCCCACGGUUCCCCCUUCGCCCUGAUUGAGUCCUGGGUCUGCCACCUGCUGUUCGGCUCUCCUCUAGGGGGCGCCGAAGAGGACCACCACGCCCCCGCCCCCGCCUCCCCGCUCAAAACCAAGGAGGAGCUGAGCGAAGGAGCGCGCAAGAGGAAGACCAAGAAAGCAGAGUAGGAUGCUACAACGUAAAAAAAACAACAAAACAAAACAGCAAAAAUGGCAUCUGAUUGGCCCUCACUGUGGUCACAUGACAGGACUUCCCAUUCCUUAUUAGGGAAAGGGGCGGGUUGAUUGUUAUUGCCAAACGAGACCCUUCCAAUCGGAGUUAAAUGGUGCUUCCUGUGUUUUACUUUGUAACAGCACAAGGACUCGAACCCUGGACAUUCAAGACCCAUUUUUGGAUGUGUUUGUAGCAGGUUUUCCCUUCUCCCCUUUUCCAACCAUACGUCAUUUUACAAAGAAAGUAAAAACACAAAAA
This is a messenger RNA of Periophthalmus magnuspinnatus, 1467 nucleotides long. It is a transcript of the gene tmem38a, whose product is annotated as transmembrane protein 38A. Gene Ontology annotation, molecular function: identical protein binding; potassium channel activity. Gene Ontology annotation, cellular component: membrane. The record is from RefSeq and is a predicted model, not a curated record. The transcript has 6 exons. Gene Ontology annotation, biological process: potassium ion transmembrane transport. The coding region runs from base 297 to 1163 and encodes 288 amino acids. NCBI's taxonomy places the organism in Eukaryota, Metazoa, Chordata, Actinopteri, Gobiiformes, Gobiidae.